GGCGGGAAGUGCGAGUGGCGGCGCCAUGGGCCCCGGGAGCGGCGCGCGGCCGGCUGGGGGCGCGGGGCAGCUCGCGCGGGGCCCCGGGCCCGGCGGGUCCGCGCCCGCAGCCUGGCAGCACCCGUUCCUCAACGUCUUCAGGCACUUCAGGGUGGACGAGUGGAGGCGGGCGGCCAAGGAGGGCGACGUGGCCCUGGUGACGGACAAGACCCUGAGGGGCGCCGUCUACCGCAUCCGCGGCGCGGUCUCCGCCCGCAACUACAUCCAGCUGCCCCGCCCCGGCGCGCAGCCCCUGGGGCUCACCGGGCGGUACCUGUACGUGCUCUUCCGGCCGCUGCCCGCCAGGCACUUCGUCAUCCACCUGGACGUGUCCACCGAGGACGGCCAGGGCGUGCGCGUGUCGUUCUCCAGCCUCUUCAAGGAGGUCAAGUGCACGGCGACGUGGCUGCAGUUCCCCUUCGCCUUCGAGGCGGCGGCCGCCGGCGCGCGCUGGACCUGCCUGCAGCUGGACCUGCGAGACACGCUGCUGCUCCACGGGCGCCGCCACUACGGCCACCUCCGGGGCGUCCGGCUGUGCGCCAGCCUGCUGGUCAGGAACCUCUACACCAGCGACCUGUGCUUCGACCCGGCUGUCACCGUCGCCGAGGCCCGGCGGGCGAAGCUGCCCGUCACCCCCGUGCCUCGGGAAAUGGCUUUCCCGGUGCCAAAGGGGGAGAGCUGGCACGACCGCUACCUGCACGUCCGGUUUCCAAGUGACCGCUCCGCAGGGCCCUCCGAGCCGCCUCGGAUAAGCUGCUCCCCUCCCGAGGCAGGUGGGCCUCGCGGGGACAGGGCAGAGCCAGCGACCCUGGGGCCUGUGCCACAGCCAUUCCCUCGCCUGGGGGGCCUCGGCAAACCCGUGCAAGACAGCGCGUCCCCUGUGGUGCAGAGCGCCAGCCCCGCAGCCCCCCGCCGGGCGCCCUCAGCACCCAGCCGCCUUCCAGAGCACAGCUCGUCCUGCGGAGGCUCGGAGGUGUCCGCUGUCGGUGGCCCUGAGCCCUCGGCCUCCGCGCAGGCUGCCGACCUGCACGCGGUCCCCGGUGACGGCCGCCCCUGUGCCGCUGCAGAGCCCACGGCCGCCCAGGACGCCAGCUCCGGAGAACGGUCCCUCCCAGACCCGGUCCUGAGGCUCAGGGGUGUCGUCGGCUUUGGGGGCCACAGCACCAAAUGGGCCCUGUGGACCAGGGACGGGGCGGCUGUCGUGUACCCCUGCCACGCGGUCAUCGUCGUCCUGCACAUCCACACCAUGGAGCAGCGCUUCUUCCUGGGCCACACGGACAAGGUCUCUGCCCUGGCGCUGGACACGGAGGGCUCGCUGCUGGCCUCGGCCCAGGAGCAGCCCAGCACGGUGCGGCUCUGGGACUUCCGGGCCGGGGGGUGCCUGUCCCUGCUGCAGAGCCCGGUGCACAGCACCUGCUCCCUCAGCUUCUCCGAGAGCGGGGCCCUCCUCUGUGGUGUGGGCAAGGACUGCCACGGGAGAACGGUGGUGGUGGCCUGGGGCACAGCCCAGGUGAGCCUGGGUGGUGACGUGGUUGUUCUGGCAAAGGCGCACACCGACUUCGACAUCCGGGCCUUCCACGUCGCCCCUGCGGAUGGAACCCGGAUGGCCUCGUGCGGGCGGGGCAGCGUGCGGCUGUGGCGGCUGCGUGGCGGGGCGCUGCGAUCCUGCCCGGUGGACCUGGGGGAGCACCACUCGCUGGACUUCACAGACCUGGCCUUCGAGCAGGCCCAGGACAGCGGCCGGGAGCCCGCGGCCCGCACCCUCUACGUGUGCAGCCGCAGCGGCCACAUCCUAGAGGUCGACCUCCAGCGCCUGGCCGUGCAGCGUGCCCGCCGCCUGCUGCCCACGCACACGCCCGGCAGCCCCGGCUCCCGGAAGCAGCCCUUCAGCUCAGGUAGGGGGCGCCCGCUGUGCCGGGGCAGCGGCUUUGAGGCUGCGGCGCUGACGCCCCGGCCCCCAGGCCCCGGGAUCUCUCUCAGCAGCCUCAGUGUCUCCGCCGCCGCGUGUGCCGUGGGCUCCGAGGACGGCUACCUGCGGCUCUGGCCCCGGGACUUCUCCUCAGUGCUCCUGGAAGCGGAGCAUGAGGGCCCGGUCAGCUCGGUGCGUGUCAGCCCCGACGGCCUGCGUGUGCUGUCCACCACGUCCUCGGGCCACCUGGGCUUCCUCGACAUCGCGGCCCAGGAGUACACGGUGCUGGUGCACUCCCACGUGGCCCCGGUGCGGGGCUUGUCCGUGGAGCGCAGCCGGGGGCAGCUGGCCACCGUGUCGGCGGACCACUCCGUCCGCAUCUGGGACCUGGCCACUCUGCAGCAGCUGUAUGACUUCACGUCGAGCGGCGAGGCCCCGUCCACCGUGGCCCUCCACCCGGCCAGGCCGACCGUCUUCUGCGGGUUCUGCAGUGGGGCCGUGCGCGCCUUCAGCCUGGAGGCCCCCGAGGCCCUCGUGGAGCACACGCAUCACCGCGGAGCCGUCACCGGCCUGGCUGUCACCCCCGACGGCAGCCUCCUGUUCAGCGCCUGCGCCCGCGGCACCCUCACCCAGUACAGCUGUGCCGUCCCCCGGUGCUGCGUCCUCCGAGUGGCAGCAAACGUGGUGUGCCCAGACGCCCGCCCGAGCCCCAGCACCCUGGUGGUCAGUGGGGACAGCCAUCUGCUGGCUUUUGUGGGCCCCUCCAAGCACGCAGUGACCGUCAUGGACACGGCCUCCCUGGACAAGCUGCUGCGGGUCGACGUCAGUGCACUGGACCCGGCCGGCAGUCGCCUGGACUCAGCUGUGGCCGUCUGCUUCGGCCCCGUCCCCUCAGGCCACCUGCUGGUGUCCACGUCUUCCAGCAAGGUCAUCGUGCUGGACGCCAGGUCGGGCCGCACCCUCAGGAAGCUGUGUGGCGUCCACGCCGUGGCCUGUCCCUCCCUGGCCCUCAGUGAGGAUGCCCGCUUCCUGCUGACGGCCGCUGGCCGGGCAGUCAAGGUGUGGGACUACUCCACCCAGGCUGGCCCUGACUGCCAGGUGUACAUUGGCCACUCGGAACCCGUGCAGGCCGUGGCCUUCACCCCCGACCAGCAGCAGGUGCUCAGCAUAGGGGACACCGUGUUCCUCUGGGAUGUCCUGGCAGCACCCCCCAGGCAAGUGCCUGCCCUCAGCCGUGUGCGUGCCGGCUGCGCACCGGGCCCGCCACGCACCUGUGCUUCCUCGCGCAGCAGCCCAGACCCGCACGGGACGCCGGCAGCCCGUGAGGCCGGCACGUGCCCUGCCUUGGAUGAAGAGAGCCGCCGUGCAGAGGGGGCACCCAAGACCCCAGGCCCACCCGUGCUGGCAGAAGAGGAGGCCGGCGGGGCUGGCGACGGGGCCGUGGAGGCUAGGAAGGACUCCCCCAGUCCCCACAGCCAGCUCACAGGUGGUGCCCAGAGCACCCGGACACGGGCCCGGCCCCCUGCCCACCUGGAUUCCUGCACGCGCUCCGUGGCUCUGUGCGAGGCCUCCAUGCUGGCCAGGGUUGUCCACGGACCCCAGCCUGCCGAGCGCCUCCCCCCGCCUGCCGGGAGAGAGCAGCUGCGCCUGAAGGCUGUCGUGGGCUGCGGUGGGAACGGGCAGGCCAGCGUGGUCUGGAGGCCGGACACAGGCUUCUUCGCCUACACGUGUGGCCGCCUGGUGGUGGUGGAGGACCUGCAUUCCGGCGCCCAGCGGCACUGGCGAGGCCACCCCGAGGACGUCGCCACGCUGGCCCUCAGCCACGAUGCCCAGGUCCUGGCCUCUGCCUCGGGCCGUGGCAGCGCGGCCGCCACCUGCCAGAUCCGCAUCUGGGACGUGCCCGGGGGCCUCUGCCAGCAGCUCCUGUCCUCGCCCCACUCAGCCGUGCGCGCCCUGGCCUUCUCGCCGGACGACCGGCUCCUCGUCACCCUGGGGGACUGUGGGGACGGCACCCUGGCCCUGUGGAGCACAGCCACCUAUGAGCUCCUGCUGUCCACGCGCCUCCGGGAGCCGGUGCACGCUGUGGCCUUCAGCCCCUGGGGAGCCGGCGAGCUCGCGGGUGUGGGCCCAGGCACGGUCACCUCCUGGCUCCUGCGGCAGCACGGGACGGACGUCGGCCUCCAGGCUCGCCGAGAUCCGGUCCCAGAAGAGGUGGGCGUGGUGGAGCUCACCUCGCUCUGCUACGGGGCCGCGCCCCUGCUCUACUGCGGCUCCAGCUCCGGCCGGGUCUGUGUCUGGGACACGCACGUCGGCCGUUGCUUCCUGGCCUGGGAGGCGGACGACGGCGAGAUCGGUGGGUGCCUGGCCUGGAGUCUGGGCCGCCGGGCGGUGACGGGGGGCCGCCGGCUCACCCCUCCCCCGCCCCCGCCUCCAGGAGUGCUGCUGUGCUCGGGCUCCAGGCUGCUCAGCGGCAGCCACACGAGGCGGCUGCGCCUGUGGGCCGUGGGGGCCGUGCCGGAGCUGAGACGCAAGGGCUCGGGGGCCAGGUCCAGUUCUGUGUUCCUGGAACACGAGCUGACCCUGGACGGGGCUGUUGUGAGUGCCAGCUUCGACGACAGCUUGGACAUGGGGGUCGUGGGCACCACGGCGGGCACACUCUGGUACAUCGGCUGGGCCGAGGGCACCAGCACCCGUCUCGUCAGCGGCCACAGGAAGAAGGUGACCGAGGUGGUCUUCAGCCCCAGCGGGUGCCACUGUGCCACGUGCAGCGAGGACGGCAGUGUGCGGGUGUGGUCUCUGGCCAGCAUGGAGCUGGUGAUCCAGUUCCAGGUGCUGAACCAGAGCUGCCUGUGCCUGGCGUGGAGCCCCCCGUCCUGUGCACGCGCGGAGCAGCAGCGGGUGGUGGCGGGCUAUGGCGACGGCACGCUGCGGGUGUUCAGCCUUGCCCGCACGGCCUUGGAGCUCAAGAUGCGUCCCCACCGGGCCGCGCUGACGGCCGUGGCCUUCUCCACGGACGGUCAGACCAUCCUCUCCGGAGACGAGCUCGGGCUUGUGGCCGUGAGCUGCCCCCGCGCGGGGCUGACAUUCCGCGUGCUGAGUGACCAUCAGGGGGCCCCGAUCUCUGCCCUCCAGAGCACCAGCCGUCAGUGUGGAGACGUGGGGGCGGAGGGCACGGACCUGUGGCUGGCGGCCAGUGGGGACCAGCGGGUCAGUGUCUGGGCCUCCGACUGGCCGCGGGACCACUGUGAGCUGGUGGACUGGCUGAGCUUCCCAGCGCCGGCUGCCCUGGAGGCCCCAGCCCGCCCGCCGCCCUGUCUUGCUGCCUUCUGCCCCUGGGACCGGGCACUGCUGGUGUGCGUGGGCCUCGGCGUGCGCAAGGAGGUGAUGCUGUACAGCCUCCGUCAGAAGCAGGUGCUGGACAGGAUCCCGCUGCCGUGCUCCGCCGUGUCCCUGAGCCUGUCUCCCGCGGCCCAGCUCAUGGCCAUCGGCCUCACUGGGUGCACCCUGAGGCUGGUGGACUGUGCCUCGGGCACCAGCCAGGACUUCGCUGGCCACGACGACUCGGUGCACCUGUGCCGGUUCACGCCCUCCUCCAGGACGCUCUUCACCGCGGCCUACAACCGGAUCCUGGUGUGGGAGGUCACUGAGCUGCGGCCGCGUGGCCAGGACUGGCUGUUGGCGUGUGCAGAGGGCCCCGUGCCAGUCGGGGCCCCGUCUGCGCCUUGUACAGUUUAAAUAAAGUGGACGUUUGCGCA
Molecule: messenger RNA, 5703 nt
Organism: Oryctolagus cuniculus (rabbit)
Lineage: Eukaryota; Metazoa; Chordata; Mammalia; Lagomorpha; Leporidae
Source: RefSeq, a predicted model, not a curated record